Messenger RNA from Symbiodinium necroappetens, 2214 nucleotides. Lineage: Eukaryota; Dinophyceae; Suessiales; Symbiodiniaceae. The record is from the annotation of a GenBank genome assembly.
GUGGCCAGACUGGUUCUGUUUGCCAAGUCCCAGCUGCCUGGUGUUGAGGUCCUCAUGAGCAAGAAGGAUAUCGCUGGUGCGUUUCGGCUGUUGUGGGUUGACCCCAAGGACGUGGAGCUGUUUGCGGGUGACCUCCCGUGGGCUCCGGAGGAGAUGGAGGAUGGUGAGGAUGUGGCCGGCGAGGGCAUGACCAUCGUCUAUUUGGUCAGCUCCUUCGGCUUUUCCGGCUCCCCGGAGAGUGGACAGUGUGGGGCAAGGCGGGACCUGUCUUGGUCCUUCGAGAGCCGCAUCUUGGUCGAUGACAACGUGCUGGUGGAGCCCCUGAUCGGCUUGAGGCCCUGGGUGGCGAGCGAGGUCUACGAGCUGGGGGUGAAGACGCUCCUGGGCGAUGCCGCUGUGAACCGGGAGAAGGAUUUGGUCGAAGGCCCUUUCCGGACCUUCCAGACUGUUUGGGGCCUGGACAUGGACACAGCCACGGAGGAAAUCCAUCUUCCGGAGCGGCGAAUCCAAAAGGGCGCAAACCUGUUGGCAGAGCCCACCUUCGAGUACGGCAACAAGGAUGUGACGGUGCGGGCCGUCCAGCGUUUUCGGGGAAUCGCCACGGGAUGGACGGUGAUCGUGCCGGGGCUCAAGAACGAGUUGAAGGCGGCGGACCGGUUCCUGGGGGGCGAGCGAGAUGGAGGUGCGCGGGUCCGGCCCAAGCUGAACGACGUGAACGACGAGGAGGAGCUCGAUGAGGCCUGGCGCGACCUAUGGGAGCUGUUCGAAGAGGCCCGAUGGCUGUGUGCGAGACCGGAGACAUGGCCACUCAAGUUUGGUGGGAGCAUGAGAGAGCUUCUGCCAAUCCGCGAGCGGUUGGCGCUGCCAGGGGAGUGGGAUGCCGGGACGGUUUUCGUCUCAUCGGACGCCACCAAGCUGAUGAUCGCGGCGGUGGAUUGGAACCACGGGCUAGUUAUGAGGAUGCCGGCCAAGGAUACGGCAGUCUGGGUCCAACGCUGCUCGGAUGAAGAGGACACCGCCAUUCACGUGGCGGAGAUGCUGUCCUUCCUCGCUUUCGCGUGCCAUGUCGGGGAAAACUGGCAGGGCCGGGUGGUGCUCUAUGGCGGCGAUAACCAAGUGGUGCGGCAAUGGAUUGGCACACGCAAGGCGGGCACGGCGGUGGGGCGCCUUAUGGUCCGCAUGCUGAACCUCGUGGAUGCGUGUUCCGAUGAGGAGUUUGAGGCUUUGAUCCAUGAGCGGAGCUGGAAGGUUGUGGAUGUUCGAGAAGCUUUGCGGCAGGCGGUCGCGGACUCGGAGCGGUUCGGACCUUGUCUUCUGGCGUGGGGACCAGAGGAUCGUGAUGUUCUCAUGCAGCUGAAAGAGAGGCGGCUUCACCGCGCGGUCCCGACUUCGUUGAGGCCGGCCUGGUCCGACUUCCACGCCGUGGAGUUGUGUGGGCCCGGUCGGGCCGUCGUGGACUUUGUGAACACAGUGGAGGCGGCUGGUGGGCGAGCAAGGCGGGCGGAGUGGACCGGACCGGUGUUGCCCGGCGAAGUCGUGCUGGCCUCGCUUCCACCGGAUGCUCAUGGGAAAAUUCUCCGGCGGGUCACGGAGGCGGCAAUCAAUGGGCCCGCGCUCCUCAUCGUGCUGGAGGGCCCUAAGGCGGCGAACUGGGAGCUGGCGCAAAGUUGCUUAACGGCGGCAUCGUGGUUCUCAGAACUGGGCGAGUUCCUCACCACUGAGUUUGGAGAGCUGGCGGUGAGGCGCCGGGUCUGUUUGGUAGGGGCGCCGCAUCGUCCGGUGGAGGGUGCCCUCCACUCGACAACGUCACGGGGCAUUCUCGCCCACCCAAUGGGGUCGGUCAUCGAGCCAACAAGAAAGGUGCAGCAAGAGGACUGGAUCUACCCGGAGCAGGUCAUCCUGGACUCGGGCAUUCCACGAGAACCGUUGCUGCCGUUGCUAAAGGGCCAUUUCUGGAUUAAAGGAGAGCGGCACAACUUGCAUAGCACGGGAGGCCCGCUUCGGUGGCCCUUGAGGAGUGGCGAGGGCGUUGAAGAUUGUGUCGUGUGGGACCCUCGGGGCCCGCCUGGCGCGGUCCGGCGCCUUACAGAGGAGGAGAUCUGGCGAUGCCAAGGACGCGAUGCGGCCCAAUGGGCCGAGUUGGGUUCCAAAGGACUUUCCCCGCAGGAGAGGCUCGUCGAGGGCGGCAAGGCGACCGGAGUGCAAACCGCGGCC